AUGUUGAUCCUUAUCGCUGGUAUUACUGGUAAUCUGGGCAAGCAUCUCGCCCGGGUUGCUCUUGAAAAGGGCCACCAGGUUCGAGGCUUGGGCCGAUCCCCAGACAAGCUAGAUACCAAGACAAAGGACCAACUUGAAAGCUUUGUCGUCUCUUCUUCCUACUAUGAUAUUCCUGCGCUGGAUCGUGCGAUGAUAGGCGCGGACGCCGUCAUUUGCGCAUACUCGGGUCGACCGGAGCUAGCACUCGACGGCAAUCUUCUUCUCCUACGAGCUGCUGAGCGCGCUGGUAUCAAAAUUUACCUAGCGUCAAGCUGGAAUGUGGACUGGCGACAUGUGAAAUUUGGAGAUCACGAGAGUUUCAACCCGUUCCUUUCCUUCCGCCAGCAGGUUGCGAUCACAUCCUCGGUGAAGCCAAUUUGGAUUUUCACUGGUGUUCUAGCUGAAGUUUUUUUCUCCGUUCCUGGACAUGGUGAUCUCUCGCCCAAAAACCAUGGUAUCUGGGACCCUGCCGCGAAGACAAUUGAUCUUUGGGGAAAACGCCGGGAAAAGUUCGAUUGGACGACUGAAGCAAAUGCAGCAGAGUUUAGCAUUGCUAUCAUUGAGUCCCCGGAAGCAUCUCAAGGUGGAUUCUAUUCGGUCCGGUCAGGCUGUCAUAGCCUUCGGGAAAUCAAGGCCGUAUAUGAACGAAUCCGAGAAUCAGAGGUCAAGGUGAUUGAAAAGGGCUCUGUGGAGGACCUUGAGAAGACUGCCUUGCAAGCCCGUGCUCGGGGUUCCCUUCUGGCUUUCUGGGAGUAUAUCGGCUAUUUCUAUCAGCUGGUUACCAUUAACGGCUCGGCUGUUCUACGUAACCUGGACAAUGACCGCUUUCCGGAUGUGAAGCCUACGAGCCUUGAAGAAUUUCUACGUCAGACACCUGAAGUUUGA
Molecule: messenger RNA, 924 nt
Organism: Penicillium coprophilum
Lineage: Eukaryota; Fungi; Ascomycota; Eurotiomycetes; Eurotiales; Aspergillaceae
Product: NAD(P)-binding protein
Exons: 2
Coding region: 1-924 (307 amino acids)
Source: RefSeq, a predicted model, not a curated record